AGCGAAUCUUCCAUCAAGAUGUACAUACGGUAGUACAAAAUCACAGAUAUCACCAAGAAUACCAUAUCUGAAUAUGGCGCCCGCCACGCCAUUCAACGCCUCGGAAAUCACGGAGAAGGCGCGGCGCGACCUGCUUCUGCUGCUUGAGGGUAUAAGAGGAAAGAAAAACUUGGUGCUCGAGAAAGCACUUGCCGGUCCCCUCAACCUGCUGGUCAAAUUCUCAACGCUUCAAGAGUACGGUGUCGACAAGCCUUUCUUCCUCGAGAACGACAAUGUCGAUGCUAGUCAGAGGAACGUCGUGUUUCUCGUAAGAGGAGAGAAGGCGAAUAUGGUCAUGAAAGUUGCUGACCAAAUAAAACGCAUACGAAGGGAAAGUGAGAUCGAGCACGAGUUCUCCAUCUUCUGGGUACCGAGGCGCACGAUCGUCUCAGACCAACUGCUCGAGGACGCUGGUGUGCUUGGUGAGGCAAGCGUCAGCGAGUGGCCUCUGUUCUUUGUACCUUUGGCCGACGAUGUGCUGUCUCUUGAACUCGAUGAUGCUGUGUCGGACUUAUACCUCCGCAAGGACCCUACUUCAAUUUACUUAGCAGCAAAGGCACUCAUGCUUCAACAACGCAAACAUGGCCUCUUCCCACGGAUCAUGGGCAAGGGAGACAACGGAAAGCGUCUCGCCGACCUCCUUAUCCGAAUGCGUACCGAAGUAGCAGCAGGCGAGCCCUCAAGCAAUACCGGUCCAUCAUUCCUCGGUCUUGCUCCAAGCACGACUAUCGACAGUCUCAUCAUCAUUGACCGAGAGGUCGACUUCCCAACCGUGCUGCUCACCCAACUGACAUAUGAGGGCCUCAUUGAUGAAGUGUUCAAUAUCUCUGCCAACCAAACCGAAGUCGACUCCUCAGUCAUCGGCGGUGUGGCACCGCAACCCGGCCAGACAGGUUCAGCGUCCACCAGAAUGAAGCGCAAGAUCAUGAUCGACUCCAAAGACACUCUCUACAGUGAUCUAGGUGACGCCAACUUCGCCAUUGUUGGGUCUCUCCUUAACAAAGUAGCGCGCCGCCUCCAAUCAAGUACAGAGCGUAACUCACUCGCAGCCAAAACCACCUCGGAACUUCGAGACUUCGUCGCCCGGCUCCCAGGAUACCAAGCCGAGCAAGCCAGCCUAAAACUACACACCUCUCUCGCCGAAGAGAUCAUAAAAAACACCCGCACAGACACAUUCACACGCUGUCUCGAAGUCCAGCAAAACCUCACAUCCGGCGCCGACCCAUCGACACAACACGACCUGAUCACCGAACUGAUCGACCGCGGCACGCCCUUGCCCACCAUCCUGCGCCUACUAUGCCUCGAAAGCACAACGAACGCCGGCAUCCGGCCCAAGGACCUCGACGCCUUCAAGCGCGCCAUCAUCCAAGCCUUCGGCCCGCAACACCUGCUCACCCUGCAAUCCCUCGAAAAAAUGAACCUCCUGACCCCGCGCGGCGGCGCCACCCUCGCGGGCGGCACAGGAAGUAGUGUCAAGCCGGGAAGUGUGACGAACUACACGCCGCUCCGCAAAACGCUGCGCCUCUGGGACGACGAAGUCAACGAAGCUUCGCCGAACGACAUCAGCUACACGUUCUCUGGCUAUGCCCCCCUAAGCGUGCGAAUAGUGCAGAGCAUCAUCCACAAACACAGCCUCGCCAACACUAUCAAACCCCCCACCCCCGGCGCGCCACUGAGUUCUAAUCCGCUCGCGCAGGGGCUGAGAAUGUUUGAGGACAGCAGUAAGUACAUCCGCGGCGCGACGUUCAACGAGGUCCAGACGGGCAAUGUGUCUCAGAAAGCAUUGAAGGCAAGGCAGAUGCUGAGUGGGCAUGGGGAAGGAGGGAAGACGGUGGUAGUUUUCUUUCUGGGGGGUGUGACGAGGGCGGAGAUUGCGGCGCUGCGGUGGGUGGGGAGGAAGCUUGCGGAGAGUGGGGGGGAGGGAAGGGGGAGUAGGGUUGUGAUUGCUGCUACGAAUGUGCUGACGGGGGAUGGGUUGGUGGAUGGGGCGAUAGAGAAGGGUGUGUUCAAAGCAUAA
Molecule: messenger RNA, 2056 nt
Organism: Macroventuria anomochaeta
Lineage: Eukaryota; Fungi; Ascomycota; Dothideomycetes; Pleosporales; Didymellaceae
Product: Sec1-like protein
Exons: 4
Coding region: 74-2056 (660 amino acids)
Biological process (GO): intracellular protein transport; vesicle-mediated transport
Cellular component (GO): CORVET complex; fungal-type vacuole
Source: RefSeq, a predicted model, not a curated record